Molecule: messenger RNA, 520 nt
Organism: Chironomus riparius
Lineage: Eukaryota; Metazoa; Arthropoda; Insecta; Diptera; Chironomidae
Source: the annotation of a GenBank genome assembly
AAAGGAUUUAAGCAUUAAAUAAAUAUCAAAAAUGGCUGGUGGUAAAGCUGGAAAAGAUUCAGGAAAGGCUAAAGCCAAGGCAGUUUCCCGUUCUGCACGUGCUGGUUUGCAGUUCCCCGUUGGACGUAUUCAUCGACAUUUAAAAAAUCGCACUACUAGCCAUGGACGUGUUGGAGCUACUGCUGCUGUCUAUUCCGCUGCUAUCUUGGAAUAUUUGACUGCUGAGGUCCUCGAAUUGGCAGGAAAUGCAUCAAAAGAUUUGAAAGUCAAACGUAUCACACCACGUCAUCUUCAAUUAGCCAUCCGUGGAGAUGAAGAACUCGAUUCCUUGAUCAAGGCAACUAUUGCUGGUGGUGGUGUUAUUCCACACAUCCAUAAGUCGCUCAUUGGCAAGAAAGGAGGUCCUGAAUAAUAAUACGUAGCUGCAUAAAUGACGCCUUUUUUUACUACUAUUCAUUUAUAAUUUGAAUAUGCAACCACCAAAACAAUAGAUGAUAUCCUAAAUCCAACAACUUUAUCA